AUGCAGAGUGCAGACAGGCAGCUGUCAUCGGAUAUCCAGGCCUUGAAUAUUCCAUGUGAUGGCAUGUCCCCCCCUCCUUCAUGUGGCACAACUAUUCGAGAUAACAUCGAACAUCUGUUCUAUUGUGUGUGCUCCGACACGUUGCCACCUGUUCCCAAAGUCGGCCAUGGGUUUGAGGAUCCCCAGGUGGUGUGGCCAGCCGAUCCAGAGUACUUCAUUGACCGGCAUUGGGCUUCCAACACAAUGCCAUAUCAAGGUUUUAUACCUGUUAACCAUAACUCGGUCUAUCGAUGCGAACUGUUUGACUCGUUAAACCAUACACUUCAAUCCAUUCCUGUUUACUCUUCUGGUCCGGACAUUUGGUCUGUAGAUGGCAGUCUCGUAGAAAAAUGGAGGAAUCUUGAAACACUACUACAGCACUUGAAGCGGCUACUUGAAGACAAAUUUCUGACGCAUCAAAACUUAGGCCAUACCAGCUUUCCUCUGCCCUGGAAGUACGGGUAUCAUCACACGAAACAUAGUCGGACUGCAAUGGCACAUGCCGCUAUAAGGUCGCGCGACGCGUUUAUCAUCAUGGCGGCGGAGCUCUCCUACCUCUUGGCACUCGCAUCCGCUCCGAUGUCUACAGAAGAUGAUGAAUUUCAUGUGGUCGGCAGUGUUGACAGAACAGAUAGGUGGAAACUGGGUCGAUCUGAUUCGGUCGUCGUGGUUGAUGCAACGUGA
Desarmillaria tabescens is the source of this 723-nucleotide messenger RNA. RefSeq lists its product as uncharacterized. The record is from RefSeq and is a predicted model, not a curated record. The transcript has 2 exons. The coding region runs from base 1 to 723 and encodes 240 amino acids. Lineage: Eukaryota; Fungi; Basidiomycota; Agaricomycetes; Agaricales; Physalacriaceae.